UUCUGUCCCUCUAAAGUCACGAUUCGUUUAUCUCUAGAUAUAAAUAGAUUAAGACUGCCGCAUAAUUGGUAAUCGUAACAUGUUAGCUGAAAAGCAUGGACAGACAUCAUGCAAUAUUUUUACUAUUAGUGUUCCAGAUAUGUGUUGCCAAAAUAGAUUCACUAAGCUGUUUGUUUUGUCAGAACAUUGAUGAUCCCUUCCAGUGCAACAUCACUGUGUCCUGUCAAAGUUUACAAGUAUGUUUUCUUCACGAGAAAGGAGGUAUAUACAAUAUGGGCUGCACAGGUAGUCAGCAAUGUGGUGGUGUUGCCGGAGCGGGACCUGGUAUUGUAGGACGUAGUGUACAAAAGAAACAGUCUUCUGAAUGUCACGAAUGUUGUUCUACUGAUUCCUGUAACUCUUUACUGUGUCAACACUCGAAACCGACCAGUUGUCGAAAUGAUGAGACUGUUGACUGUGCAAAGAUGAAUUCCCUGUUUCACAUCUGUGCUGACAUUCAUCAAGCUAGUUUGGUGUGCCCACAGUUUUGUAACCUUUGUGGAGUGGUUGAUGGCAACUGGGGCGCAUGGUCAUCAUGGUCAGGCUGUGACGUCACAUGUAGUACAGGAUCUCAAACAAGAUUUCGAAUUUGCUCGGAUCCUGCUCCUGCAGGCGGCGGUCUUGAUUGUGUUGGAAAAGCCUCUGACACAAAGAUCUGCAAAAACGAUGCUUGUCCUGUUCAUGGCGGAUGGAGUCAAUGGACUACAUGGGGAUCGUGUUCAGUCACAUGUGGCGUCGGCAUGCAAAGAAGGGACAGAUCGUGUUCAAAGCCUUACCCAACUUUAUUUGGCGACCAUUGUUUUGGUGAUUCCAGAGAUGAUAGAGUAUGCAUACCUGGAGCUUGUUCAGGUAUUAAUAUAGAUAAAUACUGACAAUUAUUCUAUUGCCUUGAAUUGCACUAUUUUAUCUUGUGUUGCAAUGUUUUCUUUCUGUAUUGGACAAUGAAAUGUCCUGUAUAUUCUGUAUAAGAUGUAUGAGUAUGUCUUCUUCAGUGCAUGC
This is a messenger RNA of Ruditapes philippinarum (Manila clam), 1038 nucleotides long. RefSeq names its product thrombospondin-1-like. The transcript has 8 exons. Lineage: Eukaryota; Metazoa; Mollusca; Bivalvia; Venerida; Veneridae. The record is from RefSeq and is a predicted model, not a curated record. The coding region runs from base 96 to 911 and encodes 271 amino acids.